Messenger RNA from Xiphophorus maculatus (southern platyfish), 4023 nucleotides. RefSeq names its product GTP-binding protein 2-like (gene gtpbp2b). NCBI's taxonomy places the organism in Eukaryota, Metazoa, Chordata, Actinopteri, Cyprinodontiformes, Poeciliidae. Gene Ontology annotation, molecular function: GTPase activity; GTP binding; translation elongation factor activity. Gene Ontology annotation, biological process: translational elongation. The transcript is spliced from 12 exons. Bases 24 to 1844 code for a protein of 606 amino acids. The record is from RefSeq and is a predicted model, not a curated record.
UCGAUCACUGCCUGAGCUCAGCCAUGGUUGAUUUGCUCCAAACUGCCGCGGUUCCUCCCGGAAACAGACAUGAUGGACCUGGAUCCCUGUCAAAUAUCAAAGGGAAGAAAUCAUCCAAAAAGUCGCGGGCCAGACGAGGCAAACAAGGCAGGAAGAGGAGGAAUAAAAGGAAGAGGAACAACAGGACACCGCCACCGAUUUUACCGCCGGAGGCUGAAGAAGGAAACAUUGAAUACAAGUUAAAGCUCGUCAACCCCACUCAGUACCGCUUCGAGCAUCUGGCCACGCAGCUGAAGUGGCGUCUGCAGGAGGGCCGCGGUGAGGCCGUGUACCAGAUCGGAGUGGAAGACAACGGCCUGCUGGUGGGUCUGACGGAGGCCGACAUGAAAGGCUCGCUCAAGACGCUAAAGAGAAUGGCAGAGAAGGUCGGAGCUGAUAUAACUCUUCUGCGAGAAAGGGAAGUGGACUAUGGCCUGGACAGAAAUAUCCGGAAAAUUGCAGAGGUUCUUGUCCGAAAGGUCCCUGACGAUCAGCAGUUCCUGGACCUGCGUGUGGCCGUGCUGGGAAAUGUGGACUCAGGGAAGUCGACCCUGCUGGGCGUCCUGACGCAGGGAGAGUUGGAUAACGGCCGAGGUCGAGCUCGACUAAACCUUUUCAGACACCUGCAUGAAAUCCAGACGGGACGCACCUCCAGCAUCAGCUUUGAAAUCUUGGGCUUUAACAGCAAAGGAGAGGUGGUAAACUACAGUGAGUCUCGAACAGCAGAGGAGAUCUGUGAGAGCUCAUCCAAAAUGAUCACCUUCAUCGACCUGGCAGGUCACCACAAGUACCUGAAGACCACCGUCUUCGGUUUAACCAGCUACUGCCCCGACUUUGCCAUGCUUGUAGUGAGCGCCAACACCGGCAUUGCUGGUACAACUCGAGAGCACUUGGGACUGGCCAUGGCUCUGAAAGUCCCAAUUUUUAUCGUAGUCAGUAAAGUGGAUCUGUGCUCCCGCGGCACCGUGGAGCGAACUGUCCGGCAACUGGAGCGAGUCCUGAAGCAGCCAGGCUGCAACAAGAUUCCCAUGGUGGUGAUGAACCCUGAUGACGCAGUGACUGCAGCGCAGCAGUUCACCCAGUCUGCAUGCAUCACACCCAUCUUCACCCUGUCCAGUGUGUCAGGAGAAAGCCUUGACCUCCUGAAGGUUUUCCUGAACAUCCUUCCUCCGCUUAGCAACAGCAAAGAACAGGAGGAGCUGAUGCAGCAGCUUACAGAGUUCCAGGUGGAUGAGAUCUACUCAGUUCCUGAUGUUGGGACUGUUGUUGGAGGAACUCUGUACAGUGGAGUUUGCAGGGAGGGCGAGCGUCUCGUUGUUGGGCCCACAGAAGAGGGUCGUUUCCUGCGCCUGAAAGUGGGCAGCAUCCAGAGGAACCGCUCGGCCUGCAGGGUGCUGAAGGCCGGACAGGCAGCCACUCUGGCUCUGGGAAACUUUGAUCGCUCACUUUUGCGCAAGGGCAUGGUGAUGGUCAGCCCCAAGAUGAACCCGACCAUCUGCUGCCAGUUCGAAGCUGCCAUUGUUCUGCUCUUCCACGCAAAGACUUUCCGAAGGGGUUCGCAGGUCACCGUCCAUGUCGGUAACGUCCGGCAGACGGCUACGGUGGAGUGCCUUCACGGAAAGGACGAGCUUCGAACUGGAGAGAGGGCCGUUGUUCGCUUUCGCUUCAUCAAGCACCCUGAGUAUUUGCGACUGAGCGCCAAGCUGCUCUUCAGGGAGGGAGUCACCAAGGGCAUCGGUCAUGUAACACGUCUGCUUCCCCAAGACCAGAAUCUGAACCAUGACCAGAAUCUGCAGGAUUACUAGGGACAAUUUCACUGGACCAACAAAAGCUGGCUUUAUGCUCCUGCCACCUACAUGCAUAUCAAUCCACAGUUCAUACUCCACAAAGAAAUUUGGUUUCUUACUCAAGGUUGCAACAACAAAGUGCACAAGAGUGCUGAAGUCCUGAUAAGUUCAUCUCACUGCAGCAAACAUCGUUGUUUUAACACGUCCACUUUAAAUGUCUGACCAGUCACACAAUAGUUGUUGUUCUGCCCAGAUGAUGAGUCAACAAGGUGGACCACCAAAACCCACGCCAGCCUCUAGAUUGGCCGUCUUGAGCCAGAGUAGGGUAGAAUGGAGGAGGAGUUUCAAUAUAUCUGGGUCUUGUUCACAAAUGGGGGGAAAGAUGGAGCAGGAGAUUGAUAGACUCAUCGCUGUGUUGAAAGGUGAAGCUCUAGAUUUACCAGUUGAUCUACGUACCUAUCCUGAUCUAAAGACACAAGCUCUGGGGAGAGACCGCAAGAGUAAGAUCACAGAUAUAAGCAGCUGAAAUGAGUUUUCUCUGCAGGGUGACUGGGCUCUUCAUUAGAGAAAGGGUGAGAAGCCCGGUCAUGUGGGACAGACUCAGAGUAGAGCCACUGCUUCUCUUUGUCAAAAGGAGCCAUAAGAGGACAAAGGACACGAUGGAGGGACUAAGGACUGGGAUCAUGUUGGGAUUCCCCGACGUAAUCUCAACGAGAGCGAGAAGGCUGGGACUCUCUGCUAAGGCUGCUGACUUUAUGAUGGAUUUGAGCCACAUAUGAUAGAUGUGCCUCACAUCUGGCCUCUUUUUUCUUCUUGCAGUAAUUUCGGCUUUUAGCUCUUAUAUGAGUCUGUUCUUGUCCUAGUGGAAGAAGAAGAAGACGACUAGGCAAACACUUGUUUGCCUACUUCAUGCUGUCAGACAGGUUCUACUUGAGUGAUUUCUUGAUUCAAAUUAAAUUGAACUAAUUAAAUUUUCAUUCUUCAUUUGGAUAGCUGUUAAAUACAUUAAAUAUUCCUUAUAAAACUGUAUUGUGAUUUUACUCAAGCUAUCUUUAUCUGAUACUAAAAUGUGUUUGAUCUGAUAUAUUUAAGUGCAACUAAAAAGCAAAAACAUUAGAAAAACUAUUAUUGUAACAAUUGUUUUGAUUCGUCUCAGUUUCUGCUCCACAGACCAACUUAAUUAGGACUUUAAAGUCAAAUCUGAUAUUGAAAGCUGUAAGGUACAAUUGUGACUGAAUUGGAAGCUACAGCUGUUUGACUCAACAUGGUCCAGUUGUGGUAGAUUUUUGCAAAAAGUCCUGUUUUAAUUUAAAACAAAAGAGUGAAGAUAAUGAUGUCAAACAUAAAACCUGUUCAGGAAAAUAUGUUUCCACGUACCAAUGACAGGAGGAAGUACUGAAACUCCAACAAAUACGACAUAUUAAAUUACUAUUGCUUUGAAGACUGUAUUUAGAAUAAAUAUAUUUUAGUACUUAUACAAAUGAACAUUUAAAAAUCCUUUUAUCUCCUUUUUUCCCUCAUUGUCUUCCAUUGUGUUGGAAUGGAUCCAUAGUGUAAGGGAAUAUUUAUCCACGUUUCCCUGUUCUGUUACUCGUCUAUAAUGCAGAAACAGUUAAAGCUUCAUCCUCGUGUUCAUUGUAGCACUUCCCUAAAACCUGCGUUUAAAGAAACCCACGUACUAUAUUUGCAUCAAUCAUCUCAAGACGUUUUUGUAUUUUGAGGGUUGUAGGUGAAUCUGUUCGAGCGAGCGCACAUUACAUUCAAUUUGUACCAUCUGGAUCCGAAACACUGAACUCCUUCGUGAAAAGAGCAGCAGUGAAAGACGUGUGUGGUUGGUUGGUAAUUAUGUGGAUUAAAUGCACACUGCAACUACGCCCAGUUAAGGCUAACCUGCAUGCUCGAAAAUGGGCAGGUGCUCCACACCUGUAUGUGGUGACUUUAGCUUCUAACCUUUUUUUUUUUUUUUUUUAAGGAUUUGUGCAAUUGUUAAUCUAAUCUUGAAUGUACUCCAUGGUUCUUGUCACUACUGAAAUGCAGUCGCUGCUGACUCUGCUCUGUAUUCUGAGGGUACAUGUGUGCCACAGAUUCUGCUGAUUCUGCAGAGUGUAGAAGCUGAAAACGGACACAGAGGGUUUAAAGUUUCCUUUUUCUUAUUGUUCCUCAAGCUCUUAAAUAAAGAGUUUAAGUGGAAAGCUGA